Molecule: messenger RNA, 249 nt
Organism: Nestor notabilis (Kea)
Lineage: Eukaryota; Metazoa; Chordata; Aves; Psittaciformes; Psittacidae
Product: keratin-associated protein 5-5-like
Exons: 1
Coding region: 1-249 (82 amino acids)
Source: RefSeq, a predicted model, not a curated record
AUGCCCAACGGAGGUUGUGGAUGCUGCGGUGGAAGUAACUGCACUGUGUGCUGCUACAGCAGCAGGAAGUCAUGCUGCAAGACACCAGUGUGCUGCCAGCCCAUGCAGUGCUGCAAGACACCAGUGUGCUGCCAGCCUACGCAGUGCUGCUACCCCACCACUUGCUGCAUGCCCACGCAGACCUGCUGCUACACUGUGAACAGUAACAGUGGCUGCUGCGGCGGUGGCAAUGGUGGCUGCUGUUGCUAA